This is a messenger RNA of Anarrhichthys ocellatus (wolf-eel), 2392 nucleotides long. Its product is annotated as dextranase-like. The transcript is spliced from 5 exons. The record is from RefSeq and is a predicted model, not a curated record. NCBI's taxonomy places the organism in Eukaryota, Metazoa, Chordata, Actinopteri, Perciformes, Anarhichadidae. The coding region runs from base 383 to 1255 and encodes 290 amino acids.
UGGCGUCUGAUUGGAGCAGGGGGGAGCAACAGCCACCGCAAACUGGUGCAUGUCGGAGGAAUAGAUUCAGGGAUGAGGUGACUGGCAGGAAACGAGGAAGAGCCGGAGAGUGAAACAUUCAUUUGCAGUGAGAUCGCUGACGCGUGUUCGCUGAAGCGCGUGCAGCCUUCUCUACUCCCGCCGCCCGCAUGCAGGCUGGCGUGCGGCCCCACCCCUACUUCUCUUCUGCCCGACUCCCUCAGGAUAUUUUUAGCGCUGAUGAUGUGCCCUGUCAAAUCACGUAACGGAAACAACCUCCGAGAGCUGGGAAGCGGAGUCUCUGCGAAGAGAGCCCGCUUUGCUCUGUUUUUAUUGCGAUCUGCAUGCGAAGGCCGCGAAGGAGAUGCGCUUUGAAAUGAAUUUGGCGUUUUGCGUGUUGGUGGUGCUUACCGGCUCAUCGCAGACAAGAGGUCAGAGCAGUGUCUUGCCUCCUGUCCUCACCCUGGCUGCCUUCCCGAGUUAUGCUGGACGCUCAGCAUCUCCUGACCAGAUCCUGACAGAGGAUCCUGGGAGUGAGGUCACACAUCGUAUUCACAGCGGGGAUGAAACCUCAACUGAAACCACCACCAUUACCAAGACCAAAGCAACAGUCCAUUCAGAGGCUGCGACAAAUGCAAUAUAUGUAACGCACUCUGCAGUGGCUACAUCUCAACACAUGAAUGUACCCGUCGCCAUGACUGCUCCUUCACCCUCAGCUGCCGCAGACUACCUUUCAUCUGCGCUGCCUGUACAGAGCGCCACCCCUCCACCGCACAUCUCAACCACUGACGGCAGAGCCAUUGUGACCACAGAUCCCUUCACCACCUUUUCAUCUCAGCCUGCCCACACAGUGCAGGAUACGAGCUCCACAGCCCACGCCUCCACCAUCCGGCCACAGUCUGAAUCAUGGACCACAGCCUCCACACAGCCGACAACCACAGGACACCUGACCUCCGCUCCAGGCCAGGGUCCUGCUGGGCCCACGUACCAGGACGUCCCAUCUGAACUCAAUGUGGGAGAUGAAGACCUCAAGGGGCCCCGCUACCGCUCAAGCUCCCCUCUAGAUCCCCUGCUGGCUGGCCUGCUGUCAGUGUUCAUCGUCACUACUGCUAUCGUCUUCGUCAUCCUCUUCCUCAAGUUCCGCCAGCGGACAAACCACCCAGAGUUCCAUCGGCUUCAGGAUCUACCCAUGGAUGAUUUGAUGGAGGACACGCCACUCUCCAGGUACACUUACUGAUGGACGCAUCCUCAGUCACUUCCACGACUCAGAGAACAGAAGCAAAGCAGACACCAAAGGAAGACCAGUGUGGAUCUCAGAAAAGCCUCUGCCUGGAUGCUGCUGCAUCUCUGCAGACGAGUUUUAGGUUAGUGAUAGAAAAAUAUAUUUAUCUGUGGUUCCAUGAGAAGGAUCCAUUGAGUCUUUUAAAUGGGAGGUUUCAGAGGCACUUUUUUCCACAUUCCCUUUAAAUUUCCAGAGAUCUUCAGCCUAGUGGAGACUUGUUUGUGCUUCUGCACCCCUGACUUACUCCCCCAUAUGCACAGCACUUUAAUGUGGCUUGAAUGGUCACAGUGCCCUCUAGGGGUCAUUUGAGGUAAUGUGGAUCAAGGUUGCAUGAAGUCCUCCAAUGAAAGACAACCUCAGGUUAUCCAGCAAGAAAUAGGAGAGCGAGAGACACAUGGGAAAGUUGCCAACAUGCCUAAAAUAUUUAAGGAAUAUAAAUUAGGAUCCCUUAGGUGACCAAAUAUUAGUGAAGUGCACUUUCACGCCAAACUGUCAGGUUAAUCGUGUUGUCUUAAAGCUGAGGUCUUGAUUAUAAAGUUCAAAAGCCAUAACUUUGGAAAAACGGACACAAAGAAUAUCGUACAGUAGAAGCCAAAUCUCAUUCAGUUGCUCAAAUGUAUUCAACUUACAUGUGGAAAAUAUUCUUGUUGCAGCCGUUAAUGUGCGGUUACAUGUGUUAUGGAAGUUUUAUCAUGGUCUAAUUCUGGUCUUUAAAACAGUUCUGUUUUCAAUGAAUAUUUAAUCCACACUGAGAAGAGACCUCACGACACUAAACACUUUUAACAGCAGCAAUUUGUAAAGUAAAACAAAAUAUUGUUAAAUGAGUUGUAAAAUGCGUAUUUAUUUCUGCACAAGGUGUUUGUUCAAAUGCUUUGAGUAGAGAAGAGGUGCAGUUUAGAUUGUUAGCUGGAGUAUCAUGCAAAUGUGCUGGAACUAAGCUGUUGUAUCAAUCUUUACCUGUAGUGUGUUCAGAGUUGUUUUACUGUUAAGUGCCAACAGUGAUGUAUGAUUUAAUGUCAUUGAAAUGUGUACUGUAAGAUAUUGAUAUUAAGAUUUCCUGUUUGAUAAUAAAUCAGAAGUCAUGAUACUGUA